Magnolia sinica is the source of this 4046-nucleotide messenger RNA. RefSeq names its product ATP-dependent DNA helicase homolog RECG, chloroplastic. Gene Ontology annotation, biological process: DNA recombination; DNA repair. Gene Ontology annotation, molecular function: DNA helicase activity; nucleic acid binding; ATP binding. The coding region runs from base 181 to 3213 and encodes 1010 amino acids. The record is from RefSeq and is a predicted model, not a curated record. NCBI's taxonomy places the organism in Eukaryota, Viridiplantae, Streptophyta, Magnoliopsida, Magnoliales, Magnoliaceae. The transcript has 18 exons.
AAAGGCCACUUCGCGCGACGAUCAUCGUUUCCCUCCCAAAAAUCUCCUCAAAGCCAACCAAAACGCGCUCUCCAUUUUCCCGGCAAUAUACUCGCUAGGGUUUCAUCAUUUCCAGGUUUGAUGUAUCCUUUGUGUCAGGAUAUCCUGUCCAUGCAAUGAGCUUACUAAAUAUCAUAACACAUGGCGCAAGUGGCCUCAAUGGCAAAAGCAUGCUCUGAGAGAGGAUAUCGAAAUGCUUUUGGCCGAAACAUGAGGUUUAGCAAUUUUCUUCAGUCGAAUCUUUUGAAGUUGUGUUCCCGAUCCUAUCACAAGUCUGCCCAAAGGCUGUUGGAGGAAGUGAAUGGCUAUGGCACCGCAAGCAUGUCAGAUCGUUCAAAACUCCUUAAUAAGGUUUCUGUUCUGAUGGGUUAUUGCAAUGUACAAGACUUAAUUGAGCAUGUAAAGGCUGGUAGAGUAUCUGAUGAUCUUGAAGGCGACGUAGACGAUGUUGAUAUCUCAUUGGCUCGUCGAAGAUUCCCAUCUAUCAUUUUGGGUAGCUCGUCACUUGUUCAACUGUACGAUGAUAAUGCAUGUCAACCAGAUCAAAUGGGCCUUUUACUAGCUGAAAACUGUGGAGGAUUUCUCCUCAGUUCUAUUGGUGAGAAUUGGGUUGAACCAGAUAAGCUUAGUGAAGCAUGGUCCUUGUUAGAUGCUCCCCAGUCAAAUUUAAAAUCAUCCUCAUUGGAUACAGGAAGUUACUACAUUUUGCCAUUUCUUUCUCAAUCAACAGCUUUGGAAGCUAAAGGAAAAUCAGAUGCAAUUCAUGUGGAAGAAGCUGAAGGAAAAUCAGAUGUGGUUAAUGUAGAAGCCAAUAUGAAAGAUUCUUCUAUCAAUGCUGGUGGCACAGCACAGCAAAUUGAAACAUCUUCUGAGUUGAUUUUCGACAGACCUAUCAGUUGUACUCCUGGCAUAAGUACUCGCCACUGUCGUCAGCUUGAAAAGAGUGGUUUUCAUACGAUGCGGAAACUGCUACACCAUUUUCCUCGGACGUAUUGUGAUCUAAAAAAUGCACGGGGUGCAAUUGAUGAUGGAGACUAUUUGAUUUUUGCUGGGAAAGUUUUAUCUUCCAGGGGUAUCAAGGCUGGUUUUUCGUUUUCAUUCCUAGAAGUUGUCGUGGGCUGUGAGUUCGCAAGUGAUGAAGGAACUUCUGAAGUUGAGAGUGAUGAUUGUGUCAUUGGGGAAAGUAAGAUGAUUUACUUGCAUUUGAAGAAAUUUUUCCGUGGUACUCGUUUUACGAGUCAGCCUUUUCUUACAAGCAUCGAGUCAAAGCAUAAAGAGGGUGAUCUUGUAUAUGUUAGUGGUAAGGUUAGAGAAAUGAAGAAGAAAGACCAUUAUGAAAUGAGAGAGUACACUGUUGACAAGCUUGAAGAGGAGGAAGAGUCAAGUGCACAUGGAGAGGGGAGGCCAUAUCCUGUAUACCCUUCUAAAGGGGGCUUGCUUCCAAGUUUUCUUAGGGACAUCAUAUCAAGAGCCUUACAAGCCUUGUCCAUGAAUAUUGACCCUAUACCUGACAAUAUUUGUGAGGAGUUUGGUUUAUUAAGACUUUAUGAUGCCUACAUGGGAAUCCACCGUCCAAGGGAUUUAGAAGAAGCUGAUUUAGCUCGUAGACGGCUAGUGUUUGAUGAGUUCUUUUACCUUCAGCUGGGACGACUAUUUCAAAUGCUUGAGGUGCUUGGUACACGAAUAGAAAAAGAUGGAUUGUUGGAUAAGUACCGAAAUCAUGAACCGACUGCCAUUUCUAUGGAUGGUUGGUCAAGUCUUACUAAAAAAUUGUUAAAGGCUCUUCCAUAUUCACUUACUCCAAGCCAGUUAAAUGCAGUUUCUGAAAUUAUUUGGGAUCUGAAGAGGCCAAUCCCUAUGAACCGACUUUUGCAGGGGGAUGUUGGAUGUGGUAAAACGGUGGUUGCUUUCUUGGCUUGUAUGGAGGUGAUUGGCUCUGGUUUUCAGGCAGCUUUCAUGGUUCCGACAGAGCUACUUGCUAUUCAACACUAUGAGCACUUCCUUGGUUUGAUAGAGAAUUUAGAUAUGGAAGAGUGUAAGCCUUCCAUUGCUCUACUAACAGGGUCAACUCCUACGAAGCAAUCACGAGUAAUCCGCAAGGGUCUUCAUAGUGGAGAUAUAGCACUGGUUAUUGGGACGCACAGCCUAAUAACUGAUAGUGUGGAAUUUGCAGCAUUACGGAUUGCUGUGGUGGAUGAGCAACAUCGCUUCGGCGUGAUCCAGAGGGGAAUGUUUAGCAAGGUGAAUAGAACUCUCAUGGUGCAGUUAUACUCUGUUUCGUCAAACUUCAGAACAAGUGCUACGAGUUGGAAUGAGUCAUCAACAGAGAAAGCUUACAUGGCGCCUCAUAUUCUUUCUAUGUCAGCCACUCCUAUUCCAAGGACACUUGCUCUGGCUUUAUAUGGAGAUAUGUCUCUAACCCAAAUAACAGAUUUACCUCCUGGAAGAAAACCUGUGGAGACAUUUGUUCUUGAAGGAAAUGAGAGUGGCUUUGAAGAUGUUUACCAGAUGAUGCGGGAAGAGUUACUUCGAGAAGGAAAAGUAUAUCUUGUGUAUCCAGUGAUAGAAGAAUCUGAGCAACUGCCCCAGCUCCAUGCUGCUGCUGCAGAUCUUGAGUCCAUAUCUGCCAAGUUUGAGGAUUACCAAUGUGGGUUAUUACAUGGGCGCAUGAAGAGUGAUGAGAAAGAUGAAGCAUUACGGCGGUUUAGAUCUGGAGAAACACACAUACUGCUUUCAACUCAAGUGAUUGAGAUCGGGGUUGAUGUUCCCGAUGCAUCAAUGAUGGUUGUUAUGAAUGCUGAGAGGUUUGGAAUAGCCCAGUUGCACCAGCUGAGAGGACGAGUCGGACGGGGAACCAAAAAGUCGAAAUGUGUUUUCUUAGCAUCUUCUUCUGGGGCUCUUAAUCGAUUGAAAGUACUUGAAAAGUCAUGCGAUGGAUUUUACCUGGCGAACAUGGACCUUAUGCUUCGUGGGCCUGGCAACUUGCUUGGUAAAAAGCAGUCAGGACACCUUCCAGACUUUCCGAUAGCCAGAUUGGAGAUCGAUGGAAACAUUUUACAAGAAGCUCAUCUUGCUGCAUUGAAAAUUUUGAGUGCUUCCCAUGAUCUAGAGAGCUUCCCGAAGCUCAAAGCCGAGCUUAGCAUGCGUCAGCCACUCUGUCUACUGGGUGAUUGAGAUAUUUGCCAGAGCUGAAGGUUGUGAUUGGAAGUUCAAAUUUUUGAUUUCAAAGAAGAGGAAGACGGCAGUGAUAAAGGUAUUUUGGGACUUUCAUGGAACAUUUCACAAAGGGAAGAUCUUUGAUGCCUGGCAAAGAGUGAUGUUUGAUUUGUAGGUGCUCAGAAAUUGCACACAUGCCAUACAGGUUACUUAAAUUAAAGCAUCCCAAUUGUGGGCCCCGAUUCAGACGGCUCUCAAACUAAAAGUUCACUGCUUCAAUUUCCUAACUCUGCGUGAUUGGUGAACUUUUGAUGGACAAUGGGAGGUCAAAACUCCGACUUCAAGAACAACUGCGCACUGAUCAGAGGUUAGGAUCAUUCGAUCAAUAUGACUUUUGGAUGAUGAUAUCUACAGUGGGUCCUGCAAUUUGGGCUGUUUAAUUUGAAUUAUGUUUAUGCUAGUGUGCAACUUUUGAGUGACUGCUUUCAACCAUGACUCUGCCAGAGUAUCAAACUACUCUUUCACAAACUAAUUCCUUUGUAAAUGCUGUUGGUUGUAACAUGUACAAUGUAUAUGUUAUAUGCUGCUGGGAGAGUUGGAUCCUAUUUAGCUGAAAUGUGAAACACAUUAGACAUGUAAAAGAUUUUUGGACAGCCUUUGCAAUGGGCUCUAUCACGGAUGACCCAUCUCCAAAAAUCAGGCUGAUUGUAGCAUUAUCCUAUGUAUGAUGUUAUGUAAUCCUUAGGUAUUUAGAUCCUUUUUCCUUUUUCUAAAAUCUGAAAUACCUUGGACAUGUAAUAGCUUGUGCCAUGGGCAUUGUGAUGGAUGAUAUGCCGGCAUUUAGAAUUUUA